UCCAAUCAUCAACACAUAACACACCCCAGCACCAAACAACAUCUUUCAUAAAAAGUACCCAAAAGGGUAUACCCACAACCACAAUGAGCACCAACAACAAGCAAUCCUCCUCCGCCUACGGCACGCCCUCCUCCGACACGGCCUUCCGCAAAACCUGGGACCGUGAAGAAUACGCCAAAAAAGCCGCCGACGACGAAGCCAAGCGCAAAGAAGAAUCCAAAGCCCGGUAUGAAGCCAAGCUACUAGGCAAGAAAUGGCACGCUCCCGUGGAUUACAGCCAACUGGAAGCCACGACAUCGCGCAAAGAGCGACUCGAUGUCGCCUCGAUGGUUGGCAAGACGACCAUUGUUGCGUCGGGAUCAGCGAUCGGAAAGCGAGGUCGGGGUGCGGGAUUUUACUGCUCGGACUGUGACUUGACGUUCAAGGAUAACUUGCAGCUUGUGGAGCAUUUGAAUAGCAAGCAGCAUUUGAUUGCGACGGGACAGAGCGGGGAGGUGACGAGGGCUACGGUGGAGGAUGUGCGGGAGCGGUUGAGGAUGUUGGCGUAUCGGAAGCGGGUGCGCGAGGAGGAAGAGAGACGGGCUUGGCAGUUGGAUCUUGGGGAGAGGCUGAAGGAGCGGGAGGAGCAGGAUGCUAAGGAGAGGGAGGAGAAGAGGAGGAAGAGGAAUGAGAAGCGUCGUAAGGGAGGCGAUGGGAUCAAGCAGGAGGAUGAUAGCUGGGAGGGCAGGUUGGGGAUUAUUGCGUAAGCUCGUGUGGUUGAGCUUGGGCAUGUGCAUGGUCUGUUUUGGACUUCGUGGUCAUAGAUGGGAUGGUUUAUCAGGGCUAAAAGCUGCAGUAUACCCAUGGCGUUUGGAGCUUGAGCAUUUAAUAUUCGCAGACUUC
Molecule: messenger RNA, 882 nt
Organism: Aspergillus costaricaensis CBS 115574
Lineage: Eukaryota; Fungi; Ascomycota; Eurotiomycetes; Eurotiales; Aspergillaceae
Product: U4/U6-U5 snRNP complex subunit SNU23
Exons: 1
Coding region: 84-746 (220 amino acids)
Biological process (GO): mRNA splicing, via spliceosome
Cellular component (GO): U4/U6 x U5 tri-snRNP complex; spliceosomal complex
Molecular function (GO): nucleic acid binding; zinc ion binding
Source: RefSeq, a predicted model, not a curated record